UGAGCUGCAUGAGUUAAGUGAAGUAAUUGCCGGUGUAUCAGGUUUUAUAAUUUAUAAUUUAUAUUUAGAAAGAUAUUUAAUUAAUAAAUAAAUAGUAUGGCAGCAUUUGAAGAAAUGGGUGUAUUAUCAGAAAUAGCACAAGCUAUUGAAGAAAUAGAUUGGAUGCUUCCAACGGAUGUGCAGGCAGAGGCUAUUCCUUUAAUUUUAGGUGGAGGUGAUAUAUUAAUGGCUGCAGAAACUGGAAGUGGAAAAACUGGAGCAUUUUGUUUACCAAUUUUGCAAAUUGUAUGGGAAACAUUAAAAGAUAUGGAAUCUGGAAAAACUAGCAAUUUUACAAAAGAACUGUCGCAUUCUACACAUUGGGGAUUGAGUCUAUUUGACAGAGGUCAUGCUUUAGCUGUGACACCAGAUGGUUUAAGAUGUCAGAGUCGUGAGCCAAAAGAAUGGCAUGGAUGCCGUGCCAAUAAAGGAGUACAAGGAGAUAGGAAAUUUUUUUUUGAAUGCAUACCUACAGAUGAGGGUUUAUGUCGUGUGGGAUGGUCUACUUCUCAGGCUUCUUUAGAUUUAGGAACAGAUAGAUUUGGUUAUGGCUUUGGAGGUACUGGUAAAAAGUCUAAUGCAAAGCAAUUCGAUAAUUAUGGUGAACCUUUUGGAAUGCAUUGUGUAAUUGGGUGUUUACUUGAUUUAUCAAAUGGCAUAAUAAGAUUCAUGAAAAAUGGUGUAGAUCUGGGUGUAGCUUUUACAUUGAAUUCUCAACAAAAAUCACAAAUUUUUUUCCCAGCUGUUGUACUGAAAAAUGCAGAAAUGUCAUUUAAUUUUGGUGCUCAACCAUUUAAGUAUUCUCCACCAAAUGGGUAUAUUGCUAUAUCUUCAGCUCCAAAAGAAUAUCUGAAACUUAAUCCUAUUAACAGUAGUCACAGUCAAAGCGUAGGAAGUAAUAAACCUAUAAACAAUGCACCACAGGCUAUAAUCAUUGAACCUUCUCGGGAAUUAGCUGAACAAACCUAUAAUCAGAUACAAAAAUUUAAAACACAUUUAAACAAUCCUACAGUUCGAGAAUUAUUAGUUAUUGGAGGAGUAAGCGUAAAGGAACAAAUUUCAAUGUUAAAUUCAGGUGUUGAUAUAGUAGUUGGCACACCUGGUCGUUUGGAAGAUCUAAUACAAGGAGGAUACAUGUCAUUGACACAUUGCAGAUUUUUUGUAUUGGAUGAAGCUGAUGGAUUAUUAAAACAAGGAUAUACAGAACUUGUUGAUCGUUUGCAUAGACAAAUUCCUAAGAUUACAUCAGAUGGAAAAAGAUUGCAGAUGAUUGUAUGUUCAGCAACUUUACAUUCAUUUGAAGUAAAAAAGAUGGCUGAACGUUUAAUGCAUUUUCCGACGUGGGUUGAUUUGAAGGGAGAGGAUGUAGUUCCUGAAACUGUUCAUCAUGUCGUAGUAAUAGUAGAUCCUCAGAAAGACAAAUUAUGGCAAAACUUAAGAAGAAAUAUUGAAACAGAUGGAGUGCAUAAUAGGGAUAAUAUAAAACCUGGGAAUAACACAGCUGAAGUAUUGUCAGAGGCUGUUAAAAUAUUAAAAGGAGAAUACUGUAUUCGUGCUAUAAGGGAACAUAAAAUGGAUAGAGCAUUACUUUUUUGCAGAACAAAACUUGACUGUGAUAAUUUGGAACGUUAUUUGAAGCAAGUAGGAGGAAGUGAAUUUUCAUGUGUUUGUUUACACGGUGAUAGAAAACCACAAGAGCGUAAAGCAAAUUUAGAGAAAUUUAAAAAAAGGGAAGUAAAGUUCUUAAUUUGUACUGAUGUAGCAGCAAGAGGUCUGGAUAUAACUGGUUUGCCAUUCAUGAUUAAUAUUACUUUGCCCGAUGAAAAAUCAAAUUACGUGCACAGAAUCGGAAGAGUCGGUAGAGCUGAACGAAUGGGGCUGGCUAUUUCUUUAGUUAGCAGUGUACCAGAGAAAGUAUGGUAUCACGGUGAAUGGUGUCAUUCUCGUGGUAGAAAUUGUCAUAAUACUAAUCUCACUGAUCAAGGUGGAUGUUGUAUUUGGUAUAAUGAACCUAGAUAUCUGGCAGACAUUGAAGAUCAUUUGAAUGUAACAAUUGAACAAGUUGGCUCAAAUAUAAAGGUUCCAAUAAAUGAAUUUGAUGGAAAAGUCAGUUAUGGUGAAAAAAGAGCAGUUAUGGGAACCAAUUAUGAGAAUCACGUACAUCAAAUGGCACCCAUCGUUGCUGAAUUGACUGCACUGGAAUCAAAAGCACAACUGAUAUAUCUAAAUAGACAUCUAAUAGUACACUAAAUUGAAAAUUAAAAUAUGCUUUGAUAGCUUACCUGUGCAUCUAAAUAUUUCAUUACAUCCUUGAAUUUAAUAUGUGGAAAAGUUGUAUUAUAUAAUGAAAAAUAUAACAACAUAUAACUCA
Vespula pensylvanica (western yellowjacket) is the source of this 2410-nucleotide messenger RNA. RefSeq names its product ATP-dependent RNA helicase Ddx1 (gene Ddx1). Bases 97 to 2289 code for a protein of 730 amino acids. Gene Ontology annotation, molecular function: ATP binding; protein binding; nucleic acid binding. NCBI's taxonomy places the organism in Eukaryota, Metazoa, Arthropoda, Insecta, Hymenoptera, Vespidae. The transcript is spliced from 12 exons. The record is from RefSeq and is a predicted model, not a curated record.